Paraglomus occultum is the source of this 416-nucleotide messenger RNA. The record is from the annotation of a GenBank genome assembly. NCBI's taxonomy places the organism in Eukaryota, Fungi, Glomeromycota, Glomeromycetes, Paraglomerales, Paraglomeraceae.
AAAAUAGCGAUAAACAGCAGUAUAUCUUACCGAGUACUUUCAUUGACGUUGACUUUCCGAAUUGGUCAUCCGACUUUUACGACUUUUCCAUGCUUUCUCCAGAAAAUAGCGAUAAACAGCAGUAUAUCUUACCGAGUACUUUCAUUGACGUUGACUUUCCGAAUUGGUCAUCCGACUUUUACGACUUUUCCAUGCUUUCUCCAGAAAAUAGCGAUAAACAGCAGUAUAUCUUGCCGACUACUUUUAUUGACUUUCCGAGUUUGUUUCCCGACUGUUACAACUUUCCCGUGCUUUCUCCAAAUUCUAUUCAACGUUCUUCUUUUUUCCCUCAACGUCAAUUCUACAAUGACUUUAAUAACGAUAACAUAAAUGAGCAGACGUAUACGAAUUAUGGAUUUGAAUCUUAUUCUGCUUAA